This is a messenger RNA of Chroicocephalus ridibundus (black-headed gull), 1797 nucleotides long. RefSeq names its product synaptotagmin 3 (gene SYT3). Gene Ontology annotation, molecular function: calcium-dependent phospholipid binding; SNARE binding; calcium ion binding. Gene Ontology annotation, biological process: calcium-ion regulated exocytosis; cellular response to calcium ion; regulation of dopamine secretion. The record is from RefSeq and is a predicted model, not a curated record. NCBI's taxonomy places the organism in Eukaryota, Metazoa, Chordata, Aves, Charadriiformes, Laridae. Gene Ontology annotation, cellular component: plasma membrane; exocytic vesicle.
AUGUCGGGGGACUACGAGGAGGACGUGUGGCGCAGCGCCCUGCGCCUGGUGCAGGAGCUCUGCUUCGCCCCCCGCGCGCGGCCCCCCCACGACAAGUGCCUGGAGUUCACCGACCUCCUGCGCCACCGCGGCCACCCCCGGCCCAACGACGCCGAGGUGUCGGUCAGCCUGCUGUCUGUCAUCGUCACCUUCUGCGGCAUCGUCCUGCUGGGGGUGUCCCUCUUCGUCUCCUGGAAGCUCUGCUGGGUGCCCUGGCGCCAUAAGGGGGGGCCGGGGGCCCCCCCCCGCAAAGAGCCCCUCCAAAGCGGGGGGGGCCCUUUCGGGGACCCCCUGCCCGAGCCAGGUCCCGAACCUCCCCCCGAACGCUGCUACCUGGACAUGGGGCCCUGUCCCGAGGGGGGGACGAGGGCGCUGGGACCCCCCCCGCCUCAGGGCCCCCCCCAGGUGGCCCCCCAGGGUCUCCCUGAGCUGGGGGGGGAUGGGACGGGGGGGGGGACGCUGCCCAGUGUCCCCUCCCAGCAGCACGUGGUCGGGCUGGCCAGCAGCGCCCCUCUCCCCUCCCUCCUCCCCGAGGAGAAGCCGGACCAAAACCCCACCAACCUGGGCCAGAUCCAGCCCGAGCUCUACUGUCCCCAGGGGGACGGGGACGGCGGGGGGGCCGGCCGGGGGGGUUCCCCUUGCGGCCGCCUGAGCGUGGCGCUGCGUUACGCCUACGGCAGCCAACAGCUGGUGGUGCGCGUCCUCCGGGCCCUCGACCUGCCCGCCAAGGACGCCAACGGCUUCUCCGACCCCUACGUCAAGAUCUACCUCCUGCCCGACCGCAAGAAGAAGUUCCAGACCAAGGUCCAUCGCAAGACCCUCAACCCCGUCUUCGACGAGACCUUCAGCUUCGGGGUGCCCUUGGCCGAGCUGCCCCUGCGGCGCCUCCACUUCAGCGUCUACGACUUCGACCGCUUCUCCCGCCACGACCUCAUCGGGCAGGUGGUGCUGGACAACCUGCUGGAGGCCACCGAGCGCGGGGACGAGGGACCCAUCUGGAGGGACAUCCUGGAGGGCAGCGGGGAGAAGGCCGACCUGGGGGAGGUGAACUUCUCCCUCUGCUACCUGCCCACGGCCGGGCGCCUGACCGUCACCGUCAUCCGGGCCUCCAACCUGCGCGCCAUGGACCUCACCGGCUACUCGGACCCCUACGUGAAGGCCUCGCUGAUGGCGGAGGGCCGGCGGCUGAAGAAGCGCAAGACGUCCAUCAAGAAGAACACGCUCAACCCCAGCUACAACGAGGCCCUCGUGUUCGACGUGCCGCACGAGAGCGUGCACCACGUCAGCCUCACCAUCGCCGUCGUCGACUACGACUGCAUCGGGCACAACGAGGUGAUCGGGUUGUGCCGGGUGGGCAGCGACGCCGAGGGCCCCGGCCGGGACCACUGGGCCCAGAUGCUGGCCAACCCCCGCAAGCCCAUCGAGCACUGGCACACCCUGGUGGAGGAGAAGUCUCUGGCUCUGGCCCCCAAGGGCUCGUCGCGGGACAAACCCAGCAUCGUGGUGGAGCCCGUCGGCCCCGACUGAGCCCAGCGGUGGGGCCGGAGGCGCCGGCCCGGCCCGGGGGGGCCCCGACACCGAAGCCAUAGGGACCCCCGGGCCCCCCCCCCCCCUCGGGCCCCCCCAAGGGCCCCCGACCUGCACGACAAGGGGGGGCCCGGCCCCCCCCCACUGUGAACCCCGGCGUCCGGGGCGGGGGCGGGGGGGGGGACACACACACCCACACGACCCCCGCCCCCCCCUCCCCCCCCCCCCAUG